AUGGUGGCACAGUCCUCCAGAGGCACCACUACCCCCAGAACAACUGAUGAACCCCAUCUAGCCACCGAAGAGAAACCAGCACCCAAUGUCAAGAAAAAAGAUACCAAGAAGAAAGGAUUCCUCUCAAUCGCCGCAGGUGGUCUCCGAAAAGCCCUCGGGGGCCCGAAAACCCCGCGAAGCGCCCGCGUCCACUACCCAGACGCGGAAGACAUAAUUCCGGAGGAAGAUGAGGAGUGCAGCGUAUACGAUACUGUACGCUCUCUACCAGCCUCGGGCCAUUAUGGGAGGAGUCGAGUGGGACAUCAUCACCCUCAGAUAAUACUGCCCGGGCAGUUGAGAGUAUCGAUUGAUGAACCAGCCUCGCAACCGAUUUUGUCACCGAUUUCGACAAGUGUCAUCAAGCUACCAAGGCGAAGAAGCACAAUGACGACUGCAAUCGCCGUCCGAACGUCUCCCAAGGGGUCCAUGCUCGAGUCGCAAGCGCUGCAAAAUUUCGGUGGGCACCGGGGAAUUCUGAAUUUUCAGCCGUCCAUGUUCUCGUCGUUUGAGAGUAUGACGAUUGGCGGGUCGAUUGAGACGAGUACCAUCUAUUUUGAAAGCCAAGACGCUGCCUUCUCACUAUUUAUGAAAGCCCACAAAUGCUACGACCUGAUCCCAAUCUCCAGCAAAUUGAUUGUUUUUGACACUCAUCUGCCGGUCCGAAAAGCUUUCUACGCCCUCAUCUACAAUAACGUACGCGCCGCUCCACUGUACGAUUCAGCAAAAGGCUCCUAUGUCGGAAUGCUGACCAUCACCGACUUUAUUAAAAUCUUGUACAGGUACUACGAAGCCGGACUCGAGGGGGAAGAGGGCAUGAAGUCGCUGGAAGAGCAAGAGAUCUCGCAUUGGAGACAGAGAUUUGAGCAGGACUCAAAUGCCAAAAAGGAGUUGAUUACGAUUGAUCCAUUACAGAGCUUAUACCAAGCCGUCGAGCUGCUGGUGAAUCAUAAAGUCCAUCGACUUCCGGUACUGGAUCAGGAAGCCGGGAAUAUUUGCUAUAUUCUGACACAUAAGCGCCUUAUGAAGUUCUUGUAUUUUUAUAUGUCCGAUCUACCUCGACCUACUUUCCUCGAUAAAACGCCCCGCGAGCUGGGAAUCGGUUCGUGGGGAGAGGUGCUCACCAUUCAUACGGAUACUCCACUCAUUGAAGCGCUCAGGACUUUCCUUGCCAAUCGUGUUUCGGCACUCCCGAUUGUUGACAGCCAAGACAAGGUGGUCGACAUCUACGCGAAAUUCGACGUGAUCUCAUUGGCGGCUGAGAAAGUUUACGAUAAGCUCGACGUGACGGUCAGCGAGGCCUUGAAGUACCGAACUGAGGCAUUCGAAGGGGUGCACUGCUGCAACGAGAACGACACGCUGUACCAGGUCAUAGAGACACUGGUUCGAGCAGAGGUGCAUCGUCUCGUCGCCACGGAUGCUAAUAAGAAGGUUGUUGGUAUUGUGUCGUUGUCGGAUAUUUUGAAGUAUCUGGUGCUCGAUUCUGCGUCAACCCGCCCAGAAGUCGAAAUCAACGAACCAGCCCCAUCCCCAGUCUUCGAGUCCGUCGAAGAAGAAGCCGAAGGCCACCAC
Mesorhabditis spiculigera is the source of this 1608-nucleotide messenger RNA. The record is from the annotation of a GenBank genome assembly. NCBI's taxonomy places the organism in Eukaryota, Metazoa, Nematoda, Chromadorea, Rhabditida, Rhabditidae.